Acanthocheilonema viteae is the source of this 789-nucleotide messenger RNA. NCBI's taxonomy places the organism in Eukaryota, Metazoa, Nematoda, Chromadorea, Rhabditida, Onchocercidae. The record is from the annotation of a GenBank genome assembly.
AUGAUGACAUUGAUGUAUAGGUUGAACCCAGCCAUAUCGCACAGAGUAUCACUGUAUUCGCAGGAGGAAUCAACUCCAUCAUCCGCAACGACAGCAUCCACCUCUGCGAUACCAACAGGUUCCUCAUCUGCAGCAUCAGCAACAUCCUCUUUACCGUCCUCAGGUUCAAAGCACAUUAAAUGUGCUAUCAAUUUAGCCGCAAUCACUAACCAGCAAACAGUUGCCACCUCUACUAAGAUGUAUUCGCUACAGCAUCAAACUUCCUUACAGCCUAACGGCAGCGCUACGAAUGCGAGAAGUCAAAGUCGUUCAACAGAAGGUUCGGGAUCCGGUGGUUUAACACCGUCGAAUUCAUCACAACAAUCCGGUAGCACACAACCCUCACAGCAAACUCAUCAGAUGCAACCAAUGGGACAGUUAGGUGUAGCAUUGCAGCAAGCAACCGGAAUAGAAGCUCCACCAGCGAGUUUCACCUUUAACAACUCUGAUCUGUUUUCAUCCUUUCCAACCAACCACAACUUACUGCAAUAUCAGAUGCGACCGGAGUUGAUGGGCCUACCUGGAUUUCGAGCUGCUAAUGGUUCAUCUGUGAACGCGGAAAACAGUAAACUCUUACGAACUAUAAAGGCUUUGGAAGCUAAAAAAGUCGUUGAUACUAAUAGUAAAAAAAAUAAUGGAACCUGGAUUUUUCAGUUAUUUCGCAUCAAUCCCAAAAGUAUUAUUAGAAUAAAAGUAACAUUUAUCGAAGUUAUUCAUGAGAUUCGAGAAACUAAGAAACUAGGAUAUUGA